AUGGCCGCCAGUAAACCCAAAUAUCCACUGGGCUCCCCUCAAGAGCACAUUGAAAUGUGUAAAACCCACGAUUUACCUAUUGAUGUUAUAUGUGAGGACUGUGAUGAAUUUAUUUGUGCCACGUGUGCCAAAACAGAUCAUAGAGAUCACGAAUGGAACACUCUACCCACGGCAGCCAAUGAAAUGAGGAGAGGACUGCUUAAAUUUCUGACAAAGAUCAAGGAAGGAGAUCUGCCUCGGAUUGAUGAAAAGAUAGAGAAGGUUUCAAAACAGGUCAGAAAAAAUAAAGACCUGUGUGACUCUGAGAUUAAAAUGCUUCAUAAACAUUUCGAUAAGAUAAUGGCCAAAUUAACAGAAAUCAUGAAAGAUAAUGAACGAAGACUGACAGAGGAAUUGGACGUGAAAAAUAAAAAGUUGAACAGUGAGAAAUCUAAGCUAAAUAAAAAGAAAAAAGAAAUGGAAGAGAUGAUAGAGUUUAUGGAGGAUAACAAGAGUACCAUGUCAGAUUACAGCUUCAUUGAUAACCACAGGGAACUGACAAAAAAGAUGUCUGGGCUGGAUCUAGAUGUUGAAAUGAAAAGCUGUAAACAUUCUGUGAGAUACAGUAAAGGAGAAAUCAGUGAUGAGGUUCUGAAGAAUAUGAUUGGAGAAAUUCUGGAUGUAAACAAUAUAAGUCUGACUGAAACAAACUCAUUUAUAUAUGGAGACAAAGUAAUAAUUGCAUUAAGGGUAUGGUGUGAAGAUCAUUGUUACAUAAGAGAAUUAGGGUCAGACAACCUUGAACAAGUAAACAGAUGUGGUGAAAUAAAACAUAAAUACAAUAUUAAAGCUAAUGACAUGUAUGUAAACCAUAAUAAUGGUGAUGUUAAUUUCACUGACUAUUAUCACAAAUCCAUUAGCUGUCUGUCACCAUCAGGGUCCGUCUCUACAGUCAUCAGUACAGAUCCACUGAUACCAGGAGGAAUCUGUCAGUCAGUGGACGGUGGAUUACUGCUCACCUUGUUGGAUGAGGAAUCAGAUCGUUACAAAUUAGAGUCACAGAGCAGACGUCUGGUGAGACACAUCACAGUGACAGGUGAUGUCAUCCAUGAGUAUGAGUACCAGGAGGACGGUCAAACCAGACUGUUUACGUCGCCAGUCAGAGUCACACAGAACAGAAACACUGAUAUCUGUGUUGUGAACCGCACAAGUGUCGCUACAGGUGAACUAGUGAUUAUGUCUCCCUCUGGUCACAUGAAGUAUGUCUACCGUGGACAGAACCAAGUAGACAAAUUUAAUCCAACUGAUGUAGUGUGUGACUACCUCUGUAACAUCCUUGUUACUGAUGUUGACAACAAACAGAUCCAUCUACUGAGUCCUGACGGGGAGUUCCUAAAGUUUUUACUGACAGAGAAUGAAAUGAACAGUCCAUUCAGAUUAUCACUUUACAAGUCAUUACUCUGGGUUGGAAACUACGUAGGACUUGUCAAAGUGUUUCAGUACAGAAUGCAAUAUACUUGA
Messenger RNA from Saccostrea cuccullata (small rock oyster), 1500 nucleotides. RefSeq lists its product as uncharacterized. Lineage: Eukaryota; Metazoa; Mollusca; Bivalvia; Ostreida; Ostreidae. The transcript has a single exon. Gene Ontology annotation, molecular function: zinc ion binding. Bases 1 to 1500 code for a protein of 499 amino acids. The record is from RefSeq and is a predicted model, not a curated record.